CAUGGAGAACGAGGAAAAGCUCAUCAACAGAGGCGAGGAAGAGGAGAUGGAGAUCUGCGGCUACAGCCUUUGCCGCUGGAAGCUGGCUUUGGUGGCUGGAGGGGUGCUGUGCACGGGCGGGCUCCUCCUCCUCCUCCUCUACUGGAUGCCCGAGUGGCGGGUGAAAGCGACCUGCGCCAGAGCCCCCCUCCGAGGCUGCCAGGUGGUGCUGCUGCGGACCACGGACGAAUUCCACAGCUGGUUUUGCGCAAAAGUCCGCGUUGUGCUUUCUCUGGGAUGCCGCCCUCUGCAGACACCGGCAUUGAUGAUCGGUGACUGUUUGUGUCCAGAGGCUGCUGAAGAGAACGGACGGAACCGGUUCUCCCGGGGCCAACUACAGGAGAUCCGGCAUUUCACCCACCACAGUGUGAAGUACUUCUGGGACGAGGGGGUCCAGAACUUCGGGUCCAUAAAGGGCCUGGACGAAGCCGUUCCCUGCUCCUCCAUCCACAAGGAGCACAGCGCAGGCUUGGCUGAGGGGAUCCGCGAUUACAGGAGAUUAUUCUACGGAGUCAAUGAAAUAACCGUGAAAGUGCCUUCUGUUUUUAAACUUUUGAUUAAGGAGGUGCUGAAUCCGUUUUACAUUUUCCAGCUGUUCAGCGUGGUCCUGUGGAGCACAGACGAGUACUACUACUACGCCCUGGCCAUUGUGCUCAUGUCUCUGGUGUCCAUUGCCAGCUCCCUCUACACCAUCCGCAAGCAAUACAUGAUGCUCCACGACAUGGUGGCGGCGCACAGCAUCGUGAGGGUGUCGGUCAGCACAGCAGAUGGAGGCAUUGACGAGAUCCUGUCGGGGGACCUGGUGCCCGGGGAUGUCAUCGUGAUCCCCUCGAAUGGGAUGAUCAUGCCCUGCGACGCGGUGCUAGUCAGUGGCACCUGCAUCGUCAACGAGAGCAUGCUGACAGGUGAAAGCGUUCCCGUCACCAAGACCAGCCUGCCAAACCCCUGCGAGGACCCCAAAGCCCCGCAGCCGGAAACCUACAGCCCAGAAGUGCACAAGAGGCACACCCUCUUCUGCGGCACAACCGUCAUCCAGACCCGCUUCUACCCGGCAGAGCUGGUCAAAGCCGUGGUGGUUCGAACCGGCUUCAGCACAUCCAAAGGGCAGCUGGUCCGUUCCAUCCUGUACCCAAAGCCGACAGAUUUUAAGCUCUACAGGGAUGCCUACAUGUUCUUGCUCUUCCUUGUCGGGGUGGCUGGUGUUGGAUUUCUGUACACCGUUGUCAACAGCAUCCUUCAUGAGGUUCCUGCCAAGAUCAUCAUCAUCGAGUCGCUGGACAUCAUCACCAUCACGGUGCCCCCCGCCCUGCCCGCUGCAAUGACUGCUGGGAUUGUGUAUGCGCAGAGGCGGUUGAAGAAGGUCGGGAUCUUCUGCAUCAGCCCCCAAAGGAUCAACAUCUGCGGGCAGCUGAACCUCGUCUGCUUUGACAAGACAGGCACUCUUACUGAAGACGGCCUUGAUCUCUGGGGGAUCCAAAGGGUGGAAAACGCUCGCUUCCUUUUGCCAGAAGAAAACGCUUUCAGCAAACCGCUGGUCAAGUCUCCCUUCAUUGCCUGCAUGGCAGCAUGUCACUCCCUCACCAAGAUUGAAGGCGUGAUCUCGGGGGACCCUCUGGAUCUGAAGAUGUUUGAAGCCACAGGCUGGAUUCUGGAAGAGGCGACGGAGGAGGAGACGGCCCUUCACAACCGCAUUAUGCCCACCGUGGUCCGGCCACCAAAGCAGCUUCUUCCGGAGCCCCAGCCGGCAGCGAGCGAAGACCUGGAGCUGUUUGAGCUUCCGGCCACUUACGAGAUUGGGAUCGUGCGGCAGUUCCCGUUUUCGUCUGCAUUGCAGCGGAUGUGUGUGGUGGCCAGAGCCCUGGGGCAGAAGAAGAUGGAUGCCUACGUGAAGGGGGCACCUGAGGUGGUGGCUGGCUUGUGCAAGCCCGAGACAGUGCCUGUUGACUUUGAGCGGGUGCUGGAAGAAUACACCAAGCAGGGGUUGCGAGUCAUUGCCGUCGCUCACCGGAGGCUGGAGUCCCGGCUGACUUGGCACAGAGUGCAGAAUGUGGGCAGAGAGGCCAUUGAGGCCAAUAUGGGUUUCUUGGGCUUAAUUAUCAUGCAGAAUAAACUCAAGGGAGAAACUCCGGCCGUGCUGGAGGAGCUGCACAGAGCCAGCAUCCGCACCGUCAUGGUGACAGGGGACAACCUGCUGACCGCCAUCUCUGUGGCCAGGGACUGCGGGAUGAUCCAGCCUCCCGACAAGGUGAUCGUGGCGGAAGCCCUGGCUCCGAAGGACGGGCAGCCCGCCAAGAUCAACUGGCACUACGCAGACAUGCUCAGCAAGAGCACCGAUCCCUCACCCGCCAUUCACCCAGAGAAGAUCCCUCUGAAGCUGGCCCCGGAGAACCUGGAGGACGUCCCCGUGACCAAGCACCACUUUGCCAUGAGCGGGAAGUCCUUCGCAAUCAUCCAGGAGCACUUUCUGGACCUCCUGCCAAAGCUCGUCCUGCACGGCACAGUGUUUGCUCGCAUGGCCCCAGACCAGAAGACCCAGCUGGUGGAAGCGCUGCAGAGCGUGGACUACUACGUGGGCAUGUGUGGCGACGGAGCCAACGACUGUGGGGCGCUGAAGAGGGCACACGGAGGCAUUUCCUUGUCUGAACUGGAGGCUUCGGUGGCCUCGCCCUUCACCUCCAGGAGCUCCAGCAUCUCCUGUGUGCCAAAUCUUAUCAGGGAAGGCCGGGCGGCUUUGAUCACCUCCUUCUGCGUGUUCAAGUUCAUGGCCCUCUACAGCAUCAUCCAGUACGUGUCCGUGACCCUGCUGUACUCGAUGCUGAGCAACCUGGGAGACCUGCAGUUCCUCUUCAUCGACCUGGCCAUCAUCCUUGUGGUGGUCUUCACCAUGAGCCUGAACCCGGCUUGGAAAGAGCUGGUGGCCCAGAGGCCCCCCGCAGGCCUCAUCUCCGCGCCCCUCCUGUGCUCCGUCCUCACCCAGAUCCUCGUCUGCCUCGGCUUCCAGACCCUGGGCUUCCUCUGGGUCAGGCAGCAGCCCUGGUACCAGCCCUGGACCCCCCACUCCAAUGCCUGCAGCUCCUCCAGGGCCCCCGAAGGUGCCAACGCCUCCUCCCAGGGGAACGAGACUCUCCACGAUGAGCACAACAUCCGGAACUACGAGAACACCACCCUCUUCUUCAUCUCCAGCUUCCAGUACCUCACCGUGGCCGUCGCCUUCUCCAAGGGGAAGCCCUUCCGGCAGCCCUGCCACAAGAACUAUCUCUUCAUCCUGUCGGUGCUGGUGCUGUACGCCUUCACCCUCUUCAUCCUCCUGCAUCCCGUCCAGCCCAUCGACUGGGCCCUCGAGCUGGUGUGCGUGCCCUUCCAGUGGCGGGUGGCGCUGCUCAUCAUCGUCAUCCUCAACGCGGUGGUGUCCCUCCUGGUGGAGAAUGCCCUCCUUGACACGCUGCUCUGGAAAGUCCUCUUCAGCCAGGAGAAGCGAGGGGAUUUCCGCCUGCCCUCCUCCCACCCACCACAGGAGGCACUGGAGGGCUGGCAGAGGUGCAGCCUGCCCGCUCUGCUCGGCUUCCGGAAGGGGCCCCCCAAGGCCAAGUACGCACACCUGGCCCAGGAGCUGCUGGUGGACCCCGACUGGCCACCCAAGCCCAGCACCACCACUGAAGCCAAAGCCCCCGUCCACGAGAAUGGCUCCUGCUGCGUCGUCACCCUCACGUAGCAUCGGAUGGCCAGCCCACCC
Messenger RNA from Heteronotia binoei (common prickly gecko), 3772 nucleotides. It is a transcript of the gene ATP13A3, whose product is annotated as ATPase 13A3. The transcript is spliced from 32 exons. Gene Ontology annotation, biological process: intracellular calcium ion homeostasis; polyamine transmembrane transport. NCBI's taxonomy places the organism in Eukaryota, Metazoa, Chordata, Lepidosauria, Squamata, Gekkonidae. Gene Ontology annotation, molecular function: ATPase-coupled monoatomic cation transmembrane transporter activity; ATP binding; ATP hydrolysis activity. The coding region runs from base 2 to 3751 and encodes 1249 amino acids. Gene Ontology annotation, cellular component: late endosome membrane. The record is from RefSeq and is a predicted model, not a curated record.